AUGGAUUUUAAUUCAUAUACGAGUGGGUCUAACUUUGUUGAUCUUCUUCAAAGUCAACGUGUAUUUGGUUCAUCAGAAGUUCCUAUUUUUGGAACUCAACAGACGGUGGAUAGCAACCUCGGUCCAGAGAGUGUUGUAGAGCGCCGAGAAAGGAGGAGAUGGACGCCCUCUAAUGACAUUUUGCUCAUCAGCUCAUGGCUGAACACGAGCAAAGAUGCAGUCGUGGGUACUGAGCAGAGAUCAUGCGCCUUCUGGUCUCGAAUUGCAAGCUACUUCGCGGCAAGCCAGAAGGUUGCAGGGGAGAAGACCAGCGGGCAAAAUGAGACUGAUGUUCUCAAAAAAGCGCAUGAGAUUUUCUACAACAACUAUAAAAAGAAGUUCACCCUAGAGUAUGCGUGGAUGGAGCUGUGCAAUGACCAGAAGUGGUGUGAUGUUUCAAGCUCUAGACACGGUGGAAGCUCUAAAAAGAGGAAUUUGGACGACGGAUAUAAUUCAUCAGCUUCACACGCAACCGAAAGCAAGGCUUCUGCAGCUGAUGACUGCACCAACCGCCCCUCGGGUGUAAAGGCUUCUAAGGCACGGAGUAAGAAGACGGUUGAUAGGAAGGCAGCUGAUUUUCAGUCAAUGUGGUCCAUCAAACAGCAGGAUCUUCUUGCAAAGAGAGAGCCACUGUCUGAGAGUGAAGAAGCUCUAAAGACGAAGCUGAUUGAGGACGUGUUGUCUGUUUAG
Messenger RNA from Brassica oleracea var. oleracea, 729 nucleotides. RefSeq names its product glutathione S-transferase T3-like. NCBI's taxonomy places the organism in Eukaryota, Viridiplantae, Streptophyta, Magnoliopsida, Brassicales, Brassicaceae. The record is from RefSeq and is a predicted model, not a curated record. Bases 1 to 729 code for a protein of 242 amino acids. The transcript is spliced from 2 exons.